Molecule: messenger RNA, 2508 nt
Organism: Dromaius novaehollandiae (emu)
Lineage: Eukaryota; Metazoa; Chordata; Aves; Casuariiformes; Dromaiidae
Exons: 5
Coding region: 293-808 (171 amino acids)
Biological process (GO): centriole replication; mitotic cell cycle
Cellular component (GO): centrosome; centriole
Molecular function (GO): calcium ion binding
Source: RefSeq, a predicted model, not a curated record
ACGACGCCGCCGCCUCCGCCGCCGCCGCCGCCGCUUGUUUGCACGCCAGCCGACGAAGCAGCCGCACGUCCCCUCUGACAUCACAAGCUCGCUCGGCCCGAUUGGCCUGGGCCCGGGAGGCGGGCGGAGCCUCCGGAUCGUCCCGCUCGCUGAUUGGACGGGACGUGCCCAUGGCGCGCGGCGGGGCGCCGCGAGCCGCCCCCACGAGGUGGGCCGGAGCGGCCGUUGGGAGCGGUUGAGCGGCGGGACCUGGCGGGCCGUCCCGGAGCGGCGUCCCUGCGGCCGCGGCCUGAUGGCAUCCAACUAUAGAAAACCUGGCUUAAGUACAGCCCAGCGGAAGAAAAGUGGUUUGAAACCUGAACUUACAGAAGAGCAAAAGCAGGAGAUCAGAGAAGCUUUUGAUUUGUUUGAUACUGAUGGAUCUGGCAGCAUUGACGUAAAAGAACUGAAGGUUGCAAUGCGUGCUUUAGGCUUUGAGCCGAAGAAGGAAGAAAUUAAGAAAAUGAUAGCAGAUAUUGACAAAGAAGGAAGUGGCACCAUUGACUUUGAAGACUUCUUGGCAAUGAUGACGCAAAAAAUGAGUGAGAAGGAUUCAAAAGAAGAAAUACUGAAAGCUUUCAGAUUAUUUGAUGAUGAUGGCACAGGGAAGAUUUCAUUCAAAAACUUGAAGCGGGUUGCGAAGGAGCUCGGAGAAAAUUUAACAGAUGAAGAACUUCAGGAAAUGAUUGAUGAAGCUGAUCGAGAUGGGGAUGGAGAAGUAAAUGAGCAAGAAUUCUUGAGAAUCAUGAAGAAAACUAGCUUGUAUUAAUGUUUGUUGCCUUGCUUUACAGCUGCUCCAAAAGGUGACCUGGAAAAGACUUAAAAACAGAACUAGGGUCUCUUGCAUAUUUUAUGACAUUAAAAGAAAGCCUGAGUGGACAGAUUUUUAGUUCGUUCUUCUUUUUCAGAAAUGUUAAUUGGGGAAGGGGGGUUUCAGUACCCAGAAGAACUGCUGAAAUGAGAUAUUGCAGGAAUAAAGGGUAAGGUGAACCUGCAAGAUAGGGUCUUUCUUUUUGUUUUAAUGACAGUUUUGGUGAUUACCAUUUUGGAUAAAGAAUACUGUAUUUUAACUAAGUCAUUUCACUUGAGACCCAGUGAUUCCCACUGCUUCUGGGAAAGGCUGGUUUUGACUUUCCUAAACCUAUGUAAUAAAGAGAUCAGCUUAUAACAUCUUCUAUAUAAUCUUAAAAAAUUAAGGUACAAGUACAGUAUUUUUAUUCCUUUUAAGUCUUUUAGGUCAUCUCUUGGUACCUCUCCUUUGUAUUUCCAUGAAUGAGUCUAAAAAUGAGUUGCAUAUCUAUAUUUAUUUCUGUAUGAAACACUAUUCUCAUGGCAAGUUUUUUUUGGAUCUGAUGGGAGCAAAUGCAGAUAACCAGAUACAGUACUUCAUUGAGAGCUGCUUGCCAUCUGUAUAUGUUCAUUUGUUUAACAAUUCCAUGAUCGUCUGAAAUGUGGUUUAUUUGACUCUAGUCUGCUGGAUUUAUCAAAGUUUACUGUAUAACCAGGCAAUGUCUUGUGCCAUUGUACUUAUUCCCAAGAUGUUAGAGAGUUGUUACUAUGUUAUUAUUUUAAGUACAUAAGGAAAGCUCAGUGCUAUGACUUCCUAGGGUAAAUUCUGUCUUUGGCUAUUUACAGUCAAAUUGCAGGGAUGACCUGCAUCCAAAACGGAAAAACAAUUUGCUACCUUGGACAGCUGUGAAACACUGAAUGUAUAUGGGUCCAUUCAAUCCAAAUUCAUUUCAGGCAUCACAGCUGUUUAAUUUUGGGGAGACUAUUUUCAUUUUCUUGAGUAUUUCUCAUGCAUACUGUCAAUUGUGGACUUAUUGGAUAGCCACACUUCCUUCCGUAUUAUGGACCCCGGUUCACAAUAGGACAAUUGGCUUCAAACGGCAGGGAAAUUGUACAAUCCUAAAUCAUGUGUCUAGUAAGUUUAUUACUGCUGACAUUGAAGUGGCAACUACAUAGCAAAAUGUCAGGAGAGGGUUCAGUGGGAUGGGGAGGGAAAGAACAGUAUUUCACCAAGAUCCUCCUUCAAACAGCUUCUGCUGCUUCCCAGCCUCUAGUGAGGUUUGUCUCCACAAAACCACGUAGAAGACAGGCAGCUCCUGGGGUAGCUCCUUGUUACAGCUGCAUCAGUGCCCUAGGAGCUGGAAGGGCCCAGCAGGGGCAGGAUUAGUCUCUUCGCAGAAAGGAGACAUCCUCAUUUACAUAUCUCCUCAGUGUGCAGAUGCAGAGUCCUCCUACUUUUGCACCCUGAAUUGCUCUCUGAAUAGACCCUCUCUAACCAGCACAGAAGUAGCUCAAACUUGCAGGAGAACAGGGGUCACAUAGUGUCCUGGGAAACUCAAAGAUCUGUGACGCACAUUAUCAACAUCUUCAGUGGCAGUAGACGUAACCCACAAUACUGUAAGCUUUUUAAAAUGUGUAUUAACUUUGUAUAGUGUGAAAUAAAACUGUUUUGCAAGUUUA